AUGCGUCUCCCAUACGCCCCCACCGAACCUGCCUCUCCGGACGCGGACACGGCCGAUAUUUACGCCCGCAUUGCUGCCCGCCGCCAUCCCCGCCCGCUCAUUCCCCUCGAUCUGUCGCUCCUGCACUCACCACCCGUCGCGGACGGCUGGAACAGCUUCCUCGGUGCCAUCCGCACGCGUACGAUCAUCGAUCAAGGGUUGCUAGAACUGGCUGUGUGUCGCGUGGCGGUUCUCACGAAUGCCGUUUACGAAUGGAACGCCCACGCCCCGCUCGCUCUACGCGGGGGGAUCCGGCCUGAGGAGCUGCAGGCCGUGCGUACGCUGUCUUCGGUGGCUGUCGGCACAUCAGAAGAGCUGGCCGCUAGUAUUGAGUCCCUGGGGCGGAGUUCGUUGACUACGCGGCAGCGUGCUAUCGUUCAGUACGCAGAUGAGAUGACCCAGACGGUGCGGGUGCAGGACGCCACGUUUGCGCGUUUGCAGGACGAGGGGUUUUCGGAUCGAGAGAUCGUCGAAUUGACGACAGGCAUCGCGGGUUAUAAUUGCGUGAGUCGCGUGUUGGUGGCUCUCGAUGUCGGAGAGAAUAACGGACGCGAAAUGAAGAGUGUGGAUGAGCUAGUGGCCCAACUAGGCCGUUGA
Aspergillus melleus is the source of this 636-nucleotide messenger RNA. Its product is annotated as carboxymuconolactone decarboxylase family protein. The transcript has a single exon. Gene Ontology annotation, molecular function: peroxiredoxin activity. NCBI's taxonomy places the organism in Eukaryota, Fungi, Ascomycota, Eurotiomycetes, Eurotiales, Aspergillaceae. The coding region runs from base 1 to 636 and encodes 211 amino acids. The record is from RefSeq and is a predicted model, not a curated record.